AGAUAAACACGCAAGGACUUUUCUAGAGAGUUCCAAGUGCAUUGUGGGAUUGCUAAACCGGCAUCACCUUCCUCUUCUCGCCGCAAAGAUGAUGCCCGCACCAGUUAUCGUGUUGAAGGAAGGGACCGACACCUCCCAAGGUGUGCCCCAGCUGGUCAGCAACAUCAAUGCCUGCCAGGUGAUCGCAGAGGCGGUGCGCACCACCCUCGGGCCCCGCGGCAUGGACAAGCUGGUGGUGGACAACAGAGGCAAAGCCACUAUUUCUAAUGAUGGUGCAACCAUCUUGAAACUGCUGGAAGUCGUUCAUCCGGCUGCCAAAACACUUGUCGACAUCGCCAGAUCACAGGAUGCUGAGGUUGGUGACGGCACAACGUCGGUGACUCUGCUGGCUGCGGAGUUCCUAAAGCAGCUGAAGCCGUACGUGGAGGAGGGUGUGCACCCCCAGACCAUCAUCCGGGCCUUCCGCACUGCCACCCACCUCGCUGUCAAGAAGACCCGGGAGAUCGCCAUCACUAUCAAGAAGGACGACAAACAAGAGCAGAGGGAGCUCCUGGAGAAGUGCGCGUCCACGGCCAUGAACUCCAAGCUGAUCGCCGGCAACAAGGAGUUUUUCUCCCAGAUGGUGGUGGACGCAGUCAUGUCACUGGACGACCUGCUGCCCCUCAAGAUGAUCGGCAUGAAGAAGGUGCAGGGAGGAGCUCUCGAGGACUCCCAGCUGGUGGCCGGCGUGGCCUUCAAGAAGACCUUCUCCUACGCCGGCUUUGAGAUGCAGCCCAAGCGCUACGAGAGCCCUAAGAUCGCCCUGCUCAACGUGGAGCUGGAGCUCAAGGCGGAGAAGGACAACGCAGAGGUCCGCGUCAACAACGUAGAGGAUUACCAGGCGAUCGUGGACGCUGAGUGGAACAUCCUAUACGACAAGCUGGAGAAGAUCUACAACUCGGGAGCCAAGGUGGUGCUGUCCAAGCUGCCCAUUGGAGACGUAGCCACGCAGUACUUUGCCGACAGGGACCUGUUCUGUGCCGGCCGCGUGCAGGAGGAGGACCUCAAGAGGACCAUGAUGGCGUGUGGAGGCUCCAUCCAGACCAGUGUGGGUGCCAUGACCGAUGACGUGCUGGGACGGUGUGAACUCUUCGAGGAAGUCCAGGUCGGAGGAGAGAGGUACAACUUCUUCAAGGGCUGCCCCAAGGCCAAGACAUGUACCAUCAUCCUGAGGGGCGGGGCUGAGCAGUUCAUGGAGGAGACGGAACGCUCGCUGCACGACGCCAUCAUGAUCGUGCGCAGGGCCAUCAAGAAUGACUCAGUGGUGGCGGGCGGCGGUGCCAUCGAGAUGGAGCUGUCCAAGUACCUGCGGGACUACUCGCGGACCAUCCCUGGCAAGCAGCAGCUGCUGAUCGGCGCCUACGCCAAGGCCCUGGAGAUCAUCCCCCGCCAGCUCUGCGACAACGCCGGCUUCGACGCCACCAACAUCCUCAACAAGCUCCGCGCCAAGCACGCACAGGGUGGCAUGUGGUUCGGCGUGGACGUUAACAAUGAGGACAUUGCAGACAACUUCACGGCGUGCGUGUGGGAGCCGGCCAUCGUGCGCAUCAACGCCCUGACCGCCGCCUCCGAGGCUGCCUGCCUCAUCCUGUCGGUGGACGAGACCAUCAGGAACCCCCGCUCCUCCAUGGACGGCCCGCCCGGAGGCAUGCCCCGGGGCAGGGGACGCGGACGCCCCCACGCCCACUAAGCACCAUCGCCCCUUUUCCCCCAAAUCCCCCCUUAUUCUGUGCUUAGCUCCUGCACCACCCACCCCAUCUUCUCUCUCAGCUCCUGCUGUCUCCCGUUGGCAUUUGAUGGGGCAGAUCGUCAAUGAAGGUCAGCCUGGACUCUGGACUCUCAAAGUACAUACUCACCAUACGGUUGCAGAAAACACGCCUGGUAAUAGCGGUAGUAGCCCAAUUGAUUUGGCUUCUGUCUCUGCACUCAAUCACCCAAGCACCCACCAUUUAUUUUUGUUUGCAAAAAAAAAGAAAAUUGAUUCUUUGUACUUAGUUUUGUUGCAAAAAUAUCAUUCUAUGUCAUUUUGUACUUUUUUUAAUUGUUUGUCCACCCCGUUUACUGGACUCCUUCUCACCACCCCCCAAGUUAGUUUCAUCAAUCUUGAGCAGAGUUGGGUCUGUAUUGUGAGUUACCAGUCAGUCAUGAUGAGUCAACCAGGCAGGGAGGGCUCCUCUCAGCGUCUCGGUGUGCCUGCGCUACAGAUUUGGACUCUCCCUCGUCCCUCCUGAUAAGCACUGAUUAUUGAGCUGCAGUAGAUUUGCCGUUUUUUUUCUCUGUUGGGUCACACUCUGUGGAGUUAUUUAUUGGACCAUUAAAAUGAAUGCUCCCACAGCU
Molecule: messenger RNA, 2376 nt
Organism: Engraulis encrasicolus (European anchovy)
Lineage: Eukaryota; Metazoa; Chordata; Actinopteri; Clupeiformes; Engraulidae
Gene: cct7
Product: chaperonin containing TCP1, subunit 7 (eta)
Exons: 11
Coding region: 89-1729 (546 amino acids)
Biological process (GO): protein folding
Cellular component (GO): chaperonin-containing T-complex
Molecular function (GO): ATP-dependent protein folding chaperone; ATP binding; ATP hydrolysis activity
Source: RefSeq, a predicted model, not a curated record